Messenger RNA from Caretta caretta (loggerhead turtle), 4228 nucleotides. RefSeq names its product solute carrier family 25 member 40 (gene SLC25A40). Gene Ontology annotation, biological process: mitochondrial transmembrane transport. Lineage: Eukaryota; Metazoa; Chordata; Testudines; Cheloniidae. Gene Ontology annotation, cellular component: mitochondrion. The record is from RefSeq and is a predicted model, not a curated record.
UGCCGGGGCUGCGCUUUCCCCCAGCGCUGGGAGCAGUGACUCGGAGUGGGCUCCUGCCUCCCAACAACCCGGAAAACAAAGAACAGGAACUUGCAGAUGCAAGAAAAUAAUUGCCAACAAAGGGUGCUUUUCUAUGAGAGGAAAAUUAUGGGUUCUGAAGAGAAUACCAAAGAAUUGUAUAAAAUAACCCCUACUCAGCAAGCAAUUGCCUCUUGUUGUGGAGCUAUUGUUACAUCACUCUUGGUGACACCUUUUGAUGUUGUCAAAAUUCGACUGCAAGCCCAAAGCAAUUCAUUUGCUAAUGGAAAAUGUUUUGUAUACUCCAAUGGCCUUAUGGAUCAUGUAUAUGUCUGUGAGGAUCAGAACAGCAAACCCUGGUAUAAGAAACCUGGCCAUUUCAGAGGGAUGUUGGAUGCGUUUGUGAAAAUUAUUAAAAUAGAGGGUAUUAAAUCACUAUGGAGUGGACUUCCUCCAACGCUAAUAAUGGCAGUUCCAAGUACAGUAAUUUAUUUUACCAGCUACGAUCAACUGAGUGAAGUUUUGAUAUCUAAACUAGGAAAAGACAAUGACCACAUUCCAGUUCUUGCAGGCUCCAUAAGCAGAUUGGGUUCAUUAACUGUAAUAAGUCCACUGGAGUUGAUCAGAACUAAAAUGCAGUCUCGCCAAUUAUCUUACAAGCAACUGCGUAUAUACAUUAAUAAUACAGUGGCCAAAGAUGGUUGGCGUUCGCUCUGGAGGGGGUGGAGCCCCACUGUUCUGAGAGAUGUACCUUUCUCAGCAAUGUACUGGUAUCACUAUGAACUCAUGAAGAAGCAGUUGUGCAAGACAUUUGAUGCACAUGAACCAACGUUUAUGAUCAGCUUUACUUCAGGGGCAGCAGCUGGCUCUAUUGCAGCUACAGUAACUUUGCCAUUUGAUGUGGUGAAAACACACAAACAAACUGAAAUUUGGGAAUAUGAGACCUUAAACUGUCAUGUUUUCCAGAUCUUUAAUCAUUUUUGUUGCUCUUCUCUGGACUUUCUCCAGUUUAACCACAUCUUUCCUGAAAUGUGACACCCAGAACUGGACACAAUACUCCAGCAGAGGCCUAAUCGUCACGGAGUAGUGCAGAAGAAUUACUUCUCCUGUCUUGCUUAUGACACUCCUGCUAAUGUAUCCCAGAAUGAUGUUUGCUUUUUUUGCAUUACAGUUACCCUGUUCACUCAUAUUUAGCUUGUGAUUCACUAUGACCCCAGAUCCCUUUCUGCAGUACCUACUCCUAGGCAGUCAUUUCCCAUAUUGAAUGUGUACAACUAGUUGUUUCUACCUAAGUGGAGUACUUUGCAUUUGUCGUUAUUGAAUUUCAUCCUAUUUACUUCAGACCAUUUCUCCAGUUUGUCCAGAUCAUUUUGAAUUUUAAUCAUAUCCUCCAAAGCACUUGCAACCCCUCCCAGCCUGGUAUCGUCCACAAACUUUGUAAGUGUAUUCUCUAUGACAUUAUCUAAAUCAUUGAUGGAAAAUACUGAACAGCACUGGAUCCAAAACUGAUCCCUGAGGGACCCCAAUCAAUAUGCCUUUCCAGCUUGACUGUGAACCACUCAUAACUCUCUGGGAAUGGUUUUCCAACCAGUUAUGCACCCACCUUAUGGUAGCUCCAUCUAGGUUGUAUUUCCAUAGUUUGUUUAUGAGAAAGUCAUGCAAGACCGUAUCAAAAGUCUUACUAAAGUCAAGAUAUAGCACAUCUACCACUUCUGCCCCCAUCCACAAGGCUUGUUACCUUGUCAAAGAAAGCUAUUAUGUUGGUUUGACACAAUUUGUUCUUGACAAAUCCAUGCUGUUACUUACCUUAUUAUUUUCUAGGUGUUUGUAAAUUGAUUGCUUAAUUAUUUGCUCCAUUUUAUUUCCCAGUACUGAAGUUAAGCUGACUGGUGUAAUUCCCUGAGCUGUCCUUAUUUUUCUUUUUUAGGUGGGCACUAUAUUUGCCCCUUUCCAGUCCUCUGGAAUCUCUUCCAUGACUUUUCAAAGAUAAUCACUUGUGGCUCAGAUACCUCCUCAGUCAGCUCCUUGAGUAUUCUAGGAUGUAUUUCAUCAGGCCCUUGUGAAUGGAACAUAUCUAACUUGUCUAACUAAUUUUUAACUUGUUCUUGCAAAGCUAAGACUUAAAAUGUAGAUGGCCAACCAGAAAAUAUGGCUGUCCUAAUGUUUAGGCUGGGGUGUCAUUACCUCAAGUAAACUAACUAUUGUUGUUGGUUUGUCGUCCUAAGGCAUUUCUCUUCAGGUUGCUUGUUCCAUUUUGGACAAUUGUGCCAAGGUUUUUAAUUUUAAUUCUUUUCCAGUGUGUGUCUGUCUUUGUUGGUCAUGUGUUUUAUCAAUUUAGUAUACAUUAAAAUGUCACUGCAACCACCACUUUGAGUCAGAAGUGAGAAUAUAAUAACUUAUUUUGAAAUUCAUGUAAGUAGUCUAGUUAGAUUAACAUCUAGUUUGAAAUUUAGCUUUGCUCAUCUAGAAUAGCACUAGUUUAGUCUUUCACUAGGACUGGUUGCUGUUGCAGUUGAAUGUUCUCUGUGACUGCAUCCAGAAGUGUGUUGUGUUCCAUGUCCCCUUUCGAGUCAGGGCUGGAAAGCACCUUCAGCUGAGCCUCAUAUUUCCUUCAAUUCUGAAGAGCACCUUUGCUGCAUAUAUGGAUGUUGGUUUGUUUUGAUUAAGUUUGUUUGUCAUCUGCAAGCCCUUUUCCUCUCUGGGCCCUGUGACAGCAGGUGAUUCAAGUGACAUGAAAACUGUUUCUUCAAAGUAUAUCUAUUUGUCAAAAGGAAUACAGGGUCUAGGAAAAUGGGUUUGUGACCGGGGUCCCAGUGGGGGCCAGCUGAGGUUACUUGAUUAGGGUGAAUUGCAAAGAAUGGGGCAGAUAAUUCCCAAAGCUGGUGGAUAUUUUCAAUACUUAGAUUUACCAAACCAGUAUAAAACAGCUUCUUUAUUACCUCCCUGGUUGCCCAGAAACCAACAAUACAGUUCCCUCAAAGUAACCCAGCCUUAGGCCUCCAUCCAGGUACUCAAGUCCAAUAUGGUGAAGAUUGUAGGUAAAUCUCUGCAUUAAGCAUCUUUGCAUAACUGUGUAUCAUUUUCAUAUGACUUUGUAUUAUGCCUCUUCAUAUAACCUUGUAUUAAGUCUUUCCAUAUAUAACCUCGUAUCAAGUCCUUUGAUAUAGGAACUUUGUAUCAAAUCCUUAUAUAGAAACUUUGUAUUGAGCCUUGGUAUAAUGUUAUAGUCCUAAGGAUAGUUAAGGUAGAAGAAAAAUGUCUUGUCACUAGGAGUAGAACAUGAUCUCUCCCCUUUUAAUCAAUUCCCCUGUUGAAUGAAUGAGGUAUGGAUGAGUAAGGCGUGGAAGGCAAGCACCUCCAGACAGCUGCAACAGUUGGAGAGGGGAUGGAAGCCGGAUGCAAGAACAAUAGAACCUGUCAAGUGGGCUCAUUAAAGAAGAUCAGACAUAUAGACGGCCUUGGGAGUUAGAAGCGAGCAUCUUCUUUUGAAAACACCCUUUUUGAAAAUAAAUGUGGCAGCAUUAAGACAACACCCUGAAGGAAGCGCCACGAGAUGACCUACUGACACAGACACAGAUUUUGUAUCUGGUAUAGAUUUGCAUGAGAGGGAAGCUGCUAUAAAUGUGAGGUGUCUUGCAGAGGACCCCGGGUCUCAUCUUGUCAACAUCAGAGCAUCGAUCCGGAUCGACAGAAGCCCAGUUACACCCCUCCCCCAUCCAACUCAUCUGACCAGUGAAGUUAAGGGGAGCAACUAGUUGGUAACCACAAGAAGACAGAGUGUGUUUGUGUGUGUGAUUGCCUGAGUGUAAUAUAUAUCAUAUGCAUAUGAUACAGUAUUGAUUGAUACAUGUAUUACCAGUAAAUGUGGCACUUUGCCUUAUCCCCCCAAAAAGAUCCUGUGCAGUACUUUAAGUACAACAAGAUUUCUGAAAAUUUUAUUUCAUCAAAUAAAAGAAAAGGUUCUACCAAUCGCAAAGGAUUGGAUACGUUACCUCCCAGGUUAUUGAAUAUUUCAGAUCUUUCCCAAAUUUGCACAUACAGCCAAUUCUUAUUAACUAAACUAAAAUUUAUUUUAAAAAAGAGAGAGAGUGAGUAUCGUUAAAUCAAUAUACAUACAGACAUGAGUUCAAUUUUUGAGGUUCAUAUUCAUAGCAAAAAUGGUGACCUUUGUAGUUUCAAAGAGUUCCUUUAGAAUUUAGUUCAUAGGUUA